AUGAGGUGGCUCAAGAAAAUUCUCAAGGGAUUGAACAACUCCACGUUAAAUGAGCGGUUUCCACGUGCUGGUGAUGGUCCCACGAGAUAUCCGGUAAUAAAAACUGAAUCAAACAAUAGUUCACCCGUUGGCUUGCAACGCGGGUUUGUAGGAUUUCUCUUCAUGUUGUUGUGUAAAUUUCUUCUGUUCUCUUAGGAUGAGCGAACUAGGACUGAUGACGAGGAUUUGGAUCAUGCUAUGGCACUCUCCCUUGCUGACAAAGAUGCUGGGAGACCAAAUGGUAUGUCUGAAAGACUAGAUUUUAUCAUUGAAAUUUGUUAUCAUCUGUUGACUAUGGCUCAAGCUGUCUUCUCCCAUCCAUCUGAAAGAAUGUUUUUUGCCAUUGACCUUUGGCGCGGUUGCAGCUUUUCCUCACUGGCUAUCUGAAGAUAUAGUUUCGCAUACUAUAUUCGAUCUAUUUUAUUUGGCUAUCAUGCGAUGUUGUAGGUGCAUAUGAAACCGUGAUAAUAAAUACUGUUCUAGGGUUUCAUUGUAUGAUAACCUACAUCUUCUUUCUUUCAACAGGUUUCCAAGGUCGCCAAGACGAUGAUGAUGAUCUUUCCAGAGCAAUCCGGGAGAGCUUAAACCCGCCUGCAUAUCCACCUUACCCUCCAAGGCAGUUUUUACCGACCAGAUAUAAGUUAGUGUUGUUAACUAUCGUAUUUAAAUUUUUUCAUGAAUAUUCCUUUUUCCCUCAAUGACGUGCAAAGUUAAUUUGGAAUUUUAAUGAAUUAUUACUAUUAUUGCCAGAAUCUGUGGAGCCUGCCAUCGUGAAAUCGGUCAUGGUCAUUACCUAAGUUGCAUGGGAACGUUCUGGCACCCACAAUGCUUUCGUUGUUAUGCCUGUGGUCUGCAAAUUUGUGAGAAAGAGGUGCUUCGUCCACGUCUCAAUUCACUUGUUUCAUUUAAAAUUGCUUCUAUUUGUGGAAGACUGUUUUCUCGUUAUGAUAGCUGUAUCAUCAGUCAUUUACAAAGAAAAUACUCUAACACAUACGUUCAGUUUUCUUUGUCAGGGACGCGUCAAUAUCAUAGGAUUUGCUACAAAGAGCUAUAUCAUCCUAGAUGUGAUGUUUGCCUCAACUUUGUAAUGAUGCGUUCUCUAAAUUUAUUGGUUUAGUUUUUCAUGAUACAUCUCGAAUUUAUUUUUAUAUUUUCCUGUGAUGGCAUUUUUCGGAAUUUUUCUCUGUAUUUUGUGAAAUGAGACGGAAUGAAACCACAGCACCAUGAAGAUGCUCUGGGAGAUCCGAAUCUUUGUACUCAUAGUGCUUCUUUACUUAAAAUGGAAAUUGUCAUAUGAGAUCAGAUCGCUUUACGUUCCUUGAUAGCUUAGGGGUAGGGAUGCCAAUCAACCUGUCCUAGCCUUGAAUCUCACAUGAAGAAGUUUGAUUAAUUUUAAUAGAUAACGAUUACUUAAAUAGAAGGUCUGGUUUCGACGAUUAAGGGUUUUGUAGUUCAUUCCAUGACCAUGUUUAUACUUGAUUUUUUUUCUCAUCUCAUCACAUCCUGCUCUUUGAUAUGUGGGCAUCAUCAUCAAUACCAGACAGUUUGAAUCAGAUGGGCCACAUUAUAUUUUAUGGCACUGGAAAAUCAACACCUCUCUAUCAUGACAACAGGCACAUUCUUACUAAUAUGAUUGUUUUAAGCGGCUACUAAAAACAUUAAUGAAAAAAUGAUAAAAGUAACUUAUGUCAGGCAUCUAUGCAAAUCUUCCUAACUUAGGUUUGGUAUAUAUAUUAGGUAACUGUAAUUUAGCAAUACAAUUUAUGACCUUGUUGUUUGGUGAAUGAUGAGUAAAAGAUGGUUUGUUUGGUAAGACUUCACUCUUUGGACCGGUGAUGUCUUAUAUAGUGAUCGUUAACUUGCCAAGAACGAUUCAUGCAUCGCUUAACGAUCGUUUACUUGAUUAUUGAUUGUUGAAUUUACUCUUAUACAUAGACUCAAUCGUCUCUCUUCAGGUUUUUGCAACACUGCUCAUGGAAUGUACUUGAUUUUUCAGUGGUCUUUUUUUCCUUGAUUAUUUAGGGUAUAAACUAGGUUGUAUGGCUUGUAAACUACUCUUUAAUUCAAGUACUGAGGGAAUUGAUCACAAUUUUGGUUCAUGUGGGAAAGAUUCUCUGAGAAAAAAUCGAAAUAAAGUUGCCACAUAUUGAUUUUUAGCACUCACUAGUGAUGUGCUGCAGUACUAUUUUAUGAUCAUCACUAUACUUGGAUUUAAAAGCAUAACGAUGGAAAUAAACCUUUUUUUAGAAAUGAUCAGUUUCAGGUGGUGUUAUUUAUUUGUAAGGAAAUAAACCUUUUUUAUUUGAACGGACAAAUAGGAGUACAGAGCUUUUUUCCUAUCAUGCUUUGAAACUUUCACGAAGCUGCUAAAUGAGCUUCAUUAAGGCUUUCACCACAAGCUAUUGGACUAUAACCACGCAAUAUCAAGGUUCAGAAUGCUUCAUUGACUACGUAGCUGUUUUGUGCUUGGAUUAAGUAGUCACCUAACGGUUUAAUCGUACCUGGGUGUCAUGGUGAUAAGUAAUAGUGUAUGAAUUUUCUUGUAUAUCAUUAAAAUAUAUAUCUACCUCGUGAUCAUCGUUUCUAUCGUACCUCAUAGACGUACUUUGGAGAAUAAUCAUAUUCUUAUGAUGAAUCUGGUUCAUCAGAAGCAUGACGCAUGUCUGUUUAUCAUUUUGGAAAAGUUUACGACAAGGGGUGCUCAGCAAUCACUAUCAAAAUAUUCAGAGUUACUAAUGGGGGUUGUUUACACACUUCCAUCCGCCUUCCCAGGGAGCUCGUGUGUAUUAAACAUAAUUCGAAGUUCCUUAUUUGAUGUCUGAGCACAAUUUGAUGUGUAUUACACAUAAUUUGAAGUUCCUUAUUUGAUGUCUGAGCACAAUUUGAAGUCCACGGUUACCCAGCAUCAUGAACUUCACCAUAGCAAGAAAUGAUAAAAAUAGGACAGUGGCAUUCAUUCCGUAGAUUCCACAGGUUACAUUCCAGUAGAUAUAUUCCAAACAUCAAUCCGUGGUGAUUCAUCUUUAAGUGUUUGAUCUUGUACAUUGGUUACACUCAUUUUUCCUCAAUCAUCUUCGGAAUCGAAUAACUUUCUCCUCUGGGCUUAUCUUUUUGUUGAAUUUUUGUUAGAUUAAUCUUACUACCAAGUUUUUCAAACCAUGAUGCUUCAAUUACUUAAAUCCUCUUCUCCCAUCGUACAGAUUCCGACGAACAGGGAGGGUUUAAUUGAGUACAGGGCGCAUCCAUUUUGGCACCAGAAAUAUUGCCCUUCACAUGAGCAUGAUGGUACACCUCGUUGUUGUAGCUGUGAAAGAAUGGAGGUAAUACCUGCGCAUCCAUCUGCUUUAUAGGAUUAUUGCCAUGAUUGAUUGCCAUCUAGUUCACAUAAUUUGACAGCCUUUUAGCUUCCUAUGUGGUACUUAUUUUCUCGUUGAAAUUCCAGUCUAGGAAGGCGAAGUACAUUUCCUUGGGGGAUGGACGCAGUCUAUGCCUCGAAUGCUUGGAUAGUGCGAUAAUGGAUACCGGUGACUGUCAGCCUCUUUAUCAUGGUAUACGGGACUACUAUGAAGGAAUGAACAUGAAAAUAGAUCAACAAAUUCCCAUGCUUCUUGUGGAGAGACAAGCCCUCAAUGAGGCCAUGGAAGGGGAAAAGGAUGUAAGUUUUCCCUAGAUAUAAUGUGUUCAGACUUACCUCUCUUGGCUUGAUACGCCUUCCAUUUCAGGGUCACCGUCAUAUGCCUGAGACAAGGGGCUUAUGCCUUUCUGAGGAACAAACUAUUAGCAGUGUAAGGAAAUCACGGAAUCCUAAUCUCGUCCUUGUGUGUUUACUAAACAGCAUGUAAUUCCUUUUUCUUUCUCGUUUCCUGCGGUCCUCAUCAUAUCUAGAUACUCAAGAAGCCAAGAAUAGGGUCUCAUCGGGGGCUUCUAGGCAUGAAAACCCAGCAGCAGAAGUUGGUUCGAAGAUGUGAAGUUACAGCCAUUCUCAUUCUAUAUGGUCUUCCGAGGUAAGUCACAUCUGUCGUCGUUAUGCCCGUCCUCACAGCUCAUAAAAAAAUCGGUAGAAAAUGGUCUUGAGAUCUGUAUUUUCGAUUUUAUUAUCAUAUUUUAAAUUAUUUCGCUGAUGAACGCUCGUCGGUUUUUAAAUCAUCAUGCCUCAACUUGUCUGAAAGAGCAUAUCUGCCAUCAUUGUGCAUGGUCAACGGACAUGCUCCGCGAUUUUCAUUAUCUUCCCGUAAUUAGCAUCGUGGGGUAUUUUUACUCAGAAGAAAUCCAACUGCCCAGAUCAUAAAAUGAAAUAUCAUAUUUUUUUAGAUAUUGCUCGGAUUGACUUCAUGAAAACCUACCAGUGGGCAGAAGAGUUUCAUUUUCUUUUGGCCCCUCGGUAAUCCCACCCAUUCCAUUCCUCCCUCUCAAACAAUGUGAUUGGAAACCCCGGACAGAUUGAACGUCCACGCCUAAUGUUUAGGAAUUUUCUGACCGCAGGCUCCUAACAGGUGCCAUACUCGCGCAUGAGCUGAUGCAUGGAUGGUUGCGCCUAAAGGGUACGCUUCGUCUCAGUUUCUUCUACAGUUCAAUGCAUGGACGAUGCACCUUCUGAUGAUCUAUGGUCGUUUACAUGGGAGGAAGGGGUUGGCCAAAGAAGCUAAGAUUGGCCAGUCCCGCUCAAUGGUCUUCUGCUGAUUCAUCUGUCUGUUCAGGCUUUCGCAAUCUUAGCCCCGAAGUGGAGGAGGGCAUAUGCCAGGUGUUAUCUCACAUGUGGCUGGAAUCCGAAGUGAUACCGGGAACGAGCAUGCCCUCCACAUCCGCCGCCGGCGCCGCCUCGUCCUCCUCUUCCCACCCGAAGAAGGCCGGGAAGUCGGACACCGAGAAGAAGCUCGGCGAGUUCUUCAUGCACCAGAUCAUGCACGACACUUCUCCGGCCUACGGCGGCGGCUUCAGAGCCGCCAACGCUGCCGUCGGCAAGUACGGCCUCCGUUGGACCUUGGAGCACAUUCGCCACACUGGGCGGUUCCCUCUGUAG
Spirodela intermedia is the source of this 5059-nucleotide messenger RNA. NCBI's taxonomy places the organism in Eukaryota, Viridiplantae, Streptophyta, Magnoliopsida, Alismatales, Araceae. The record is from the annotation of a GenBank genome assembly.